Molecule: messenger RNA, 2163 nt
Organism: Musca vetustissima
Lineage: Eukaryota; Metazoa; Arthropoda; Insecta; Diptera; Muscidae
Gene: Sec61alpha
Product: protein transport protein Sec61 subunit alpha
Exons: 4
Coding region: 220-1650 (476 amino acids)
Biological process (GO): post-translational protein targeting to membrane, translocation; SRP-dependent cotranslational protein targeting to membrane, translocation
Cellular component (GO): Sec61 translocon complex; membrane
Molecular function (GO): signal sequence receptor activity; ribosome binding; transmembrane protein transporter activity
Source: RefSeq, a predicted model, not a curated record
GGUUGUAUUUUGUUCAUUCAAUUUUAAACGUCGGUACUUUAAGUUGCGUGCUCUCGUGCGGUGGAGUUUGAAGAGAUUUGUUCCAGCCCAAAUUUGACGAAAUCAAUUUUGGGGGAAUAUAUUUCACUUUCUAUAUUACUGACUGGUCGGUGGACGUGUACGAAGAAUAGUUAAUAAACAUUUAAUAGAAACGCUUUAAAUACAAAACAAUAAUAAACCAUGGGAAUUAAAUUCCUCGAAGUCAUAAAGCCCUUCUGCAGUAUACUGCCAGAAAUUGCCAAACCCGAACGCAAGAUCCAAUUUAGAGAGAAAGUGCUAUGGACCGCCAUAACGCUCUUCAUCUUCUUGGUAUGCUGUCAAAUACCUCUUUUCGGUAUCAUGAGUUCCGACUCAGCUGAUCCCUUCUACUGGAUUCGUGUGAUCUUGGCCUCCAAUCGUGGUACCCUCAUGGAAUUGGGUAUUUCGCCCAUUGUUACAUCUGGCUUGAUUAUGCAAUUGCUGGCCGGUGCCAAAAUCAUUGAAGUUGGUGACACUCCCAAGGAUCGUGCUUUAUUCAAUGGCGCCCAAAAACUCUUCGGCAUGGUCAUUACUAUUGGUCAAGCCAUCGUUUAUGUCAUGACUGGCAUGUAUGGCGAUCCAUCUGAAAUUGGCGCUGGUGUCUGCUUGUUGAUCAUCAUUCAAUUGUUUGCCGCCGGUUUGAUUGUCUUGCUUUUGGAUGAAUUGUUGCAAAAGGGCUAUGGUCUGGGAUCCGGUAUUUCGCUCUUCAUUGCCACCAACAUUUGCGAAACCAUUGUAUGGAAGGCUUUCUCACCAACCACCGUUACUACUGGACGUGGUACCGAAUUCGAAGGUGCCGUCAUUGCCUUGUUCCACUUGAUGGCCACCCGCAACGAUAAGGUCCGUGCCUUGCGUGAAGCCUUCUAUCGUCAAAACUUGCCCAACUUGAUGAACUUGUUGGCCACCGUUCUCGUUUUCGCCGUUGUCAUAUACUUCCAAGGUUUCCGUGUCGAUCUACCCAUCAAGUCUGCCCGUUAUCGCGGUCAAUACAGCAGCUAUCCCAUCAAAUUGUUCUACACCUCCAACAUUCCCAUCAUCUUGCAAUCGGCCCUCGUCUCCAACUUGUAUGUCAUCUCACAAAUGUUGGCUGUCAAAUUCCAAGGUAACUUCUUUAUCAACCUUCUCGGUGUCUGGGCUGAUGUUGGUGGUGGCGGCCCAGCUCGCUCCUAUCCAAUUGGCGGUCUCUGCUACUACCUAUCGCCACCAGAAAGUGUCGGUCACAUCUUAACCGAUCCCAUUCACGCCAUUCUCUAUAUCGUCUUCAUGUUGGGCUCUUGCGCUUUCUUCUCCAAGACAUGGAUUGAUGUAUCUGGAAGCUCUGCCAAGGAUGUUGCUAAACAAUUGAAAGAACAACACAUGGUUAUGCGUGGCCAUCGUGAAAAUUCUAUGAUCCAUGAAUUGAACCGUUAUAUUCCCACAGCCGCUGCCUUCGGUGGUCUGUGCAUUGGCGCUUUGUCUGUUUUGGCCGAUUUCUUGGGUGCCAUCGGUUCUGGCACCGGUAUCCUGUUGGCUGUCACAAUCAUCUACCAAUACUUCGAAAUCUUCGUUAAGGAACAAUCCGAAAUGGGUGGUAUGGGCACGCUGCUGUUCUAAGCAUAUCCAAAAAUACAGCUUAAAGCAAAGUGUGUUUAUGUUGUAUGUUUAGAUUCAUAAGUAACUAUCCGAAACAUUUUACGCUUCGGAUUUUUAUAAUAAUUCUCUGUAAUUUACUUACUUACCUAUUACAACAACAGAAGUGAGGCGCAGAGGUGCGGGGUGACCCAAACGAAAAUAUGUUAGCCAAGUAUUUCUAAAUUUUAUUAGAGAUUUUUUAAACGAUGAGAUUUACAAUUGUUCUAUUCACACCGUCCGACCUCUGUAAUAGGAGAGUUGUUUGUAAGCCUUGAGUUUUGUAACACCUCAAAACUUGUUUGUUGUUUCCUUCUGAAAUUCCACUAAUUUAUUUGAGAAAGUCAUUUCAUUUAAAGCGAUAAAAUGCCUCCAUCUACGCAUGAAAAUAUAUCAUUGAAUUUAAGUUUCUUUUUUUGUAUCGAUUAAGUAAGAUUUACAAAAAAAUAAAAACCCAACUAAGCUGUUGAUACUUUUUUACUACAGUACAAGACAAAA